Molecule: messenger RNA, 4855 nt
Organism: Drosophila ananassae
Lineage: Eukaryota; Metazoa; Arthropoda; Insecta; Diptera; Drosophilidae
Product: G-protein coupled receptor moody
Exons: 3
Coding region: 5-1726 (573 amino acids)
Biological process (GO): G protein-coupled receptor signaling pathway
Cellular component (GO): membrane
Molecular function (GO): G protein-coupled receptor activity
Source: RefSeq, a predicted model, not a curated record
UGGGAUGUGUGUGAAUGCAGAGAAUUCAGUUUUAGUACAAAUUCGGCGCAGGAACGAGCAACGCGCCCUCUUUCCGACCACAAAGUACCACGCGAUGUUCCCACCCAGACCAACCGAUCAUCCUCUCCAGCUUCCGAUCACCAUUCCCCUAACCGCUCCCUCCCAUCCGGAUGCGAUUGUCCAUCCAACGGCUACUGAUACUGAUGAUUCCAUUAUCCUGGACAGUCUUGACUUGGACUUGGAUGGGGCGACGGUCGAUGUCGAUGAUAGCCGGAAGGAGCUAUUCGAGGGCUAUUCGGAGGAGCUGCUCACCUUCGCCUGGCUGGCCUGCAUAGUCUUCAUUAUUGUGGGUGUUCCCGGGAAUCUUCUAACCAUUAUUGCCCUAUCCCGUGGCCGUCAGACCCGCAACUCCACCGCCAUUUUCAUCAUUAAUCUGUCCUGUUCGGAUCUCCUUUUUGGAUGCUUCAAUCUUCCCCUGGCCGCGUCCACGUUCAUAAAGAGGGCCUGGACUCAUGGUGAUUUUCUGUGCCGAUUGUUUCCCAUGUUGCGUUACGGUUUAUUGGCCGUGUCAUUGCUUUCCGUCUCACUGAUCACCAUCAACCGGUACAUCAUCAUCGCCCAUCCCCGCCAGUACCCCAGGAUCUACCAGAGACGAUACUUGGCUUUAAUGGUGGCUGGGACAUGGGUCACAACCUUCUCCAUCAUGAUACCCACGUGGCGCGGUGUCUGGGGGCGAUUCGGUCUGGACGAUAGCAUUGGAUCCUGCUCCAUUCUCCACGAUCGCUACAGCAGAUCCCCCAAGGAGUUCCUCUUCAUUGCCGCCUUCAUGGUGCCAUGUAUCUGCAUCGUGAUCUGCUAUGCCCGGAUCUUCCUGCUGGUGAGGAAGGCGGCGAUGCGGGCCGGGAUGGCCAACAAGAGUAAUCUCAGCGAGGUGACCACCCCAAGUUCCCAGAAUCAAUCCCAGGCCAUGCCGAAGAGGCCGGAGAAGGCGAGUACUUCCAGUGGGGAGGUCCAGGCGAGUCCCCAGCAGGAGCCACGACCCUUUGUGGUGGAGGAGCACAUGGCCUACAUCGAUGACAAUGCCUCGGCGAAUAGUUUGCCCAUCUCCUACAGUAUUCGGAGGAGGGAACAGGAUCAGCAGCAGGUCCCAGUGGAUGUCAAUGUGGUGUUGCGGGAAAAGGAGCGAGAACGAGAACGAGAACGAGAACGAGAACGGGAACGGGCGAAGGAGCUGGAGAAGAUUAGCCUGGGAAGGAGUCAGACCCAGCUGGAGUUGAACAAGAAUUCCGGUAAAAAUCCCAUCACCACAUCCCUGCGCACCUCCUUCACCCGGUUCAGUCCUCGGAAAUCGCACUACGCCUCCAUGGGCAACACCUCCAACGCCUCCUCCAUUUAUCCCGGCAAGAUGAGUGCCAAGGAUCGACGUCUUCUCAAGAUGAUCCUGGUGAUCUUUGUGUGGUUUGUGGUCUGCUAUCUGCCCAUUACGGUGGCCAAGAUCUGGAAGAGUGCCACGGAAGUCCAUUGGUUCAAUAUCGCUGGGUAUCUUCUCAUCUAUCUGACCACCUGCAUUAAUCCUCUGAUCUAUGUCCUGAUGAGUUCGGAGUACAGACGCGCCUAUUGGAAUCUCCUGCGCUGUCACGGUGCUCCUGAUCCCCACCAGCAGAGGCUGGCGAAUGCCAAGCGGAAGCAUCUGGAAUCCAAUCGCCAGGUGAAGGCAACAACGUGAUUCCUAAUAUUUUUUCAAAAAUUCACAAAAAAUAUACAUAUAUUGUCAUUGCCUUGAAAGUCCUCCGUCCGCAGCAGGAUAUAUGAUAUUCCAGUAGAGAUUUUAAAGUCUACUUUUUGGCGUAAAAAAAUACGUGAUUUCAAAUCUCCCACAAUUUCUGUAAAAAUCUGUAGAAAAACUCCAAAUCUCCAAAAAAAGAAACUGGAAAUUAUCUAGUCAUCCCAAAGAAGAAGAAAAUCAUCGAAACUCUACUACUAUAGAUUUUAAAGUCUACUUUUUGGCAUAAAAAUAGGUGAUUUCAAAUCUCCAACUGUAAAAAUCUUUAGAAAAAAUCCAACAUUUUAAUAGGAUACUUUCUAGAGAAACUGGAAACCAUCUAGUCACCCCAAAGAAGAAGAAAACUCUACUGUAGAGAUUUUAAAGUCUACUUUUUGGCAUAAAAUAGGUGAUUUCAAAUCUCCAACUGUAAAAUCUCUUGAAAAACUCCAAAAUUUCUAUCUAGUCCCCCCAAAAGAAGAAGAAAACCCAUAUCUAUAUCUUCCUAUAUACAUAUCCUAUAUCAUAUAAGAAAUCGAAAACUAUAUUGGAAUUUUUUUUUUUUAUACCAAAUGACUUUAAUUAUCUGGUUUACAUUUUUUGAAUUCCAUGUUUAAGAACAAUCGAUGUUUUGUUGAUUUUUUUUAGUUAUUUUUUAGUUUUUUUUUUUUUGUUUGCUUGUCGCUAAUUAUUGUACCAAUACAUAAUGGAUAUAUCCAUAUAGGGAUAUAUCCCAUCCUAUGUCCCCGAAUAAAUGCUUCGAAUAAUUGAUAUAUGUAGUUUACCGUUUUUCUUUUUUUGUUUUUUGUUUUUUUUUUUUUAAACUUUUUAGCCAAAAAACCCAGUCGGGAAAAUGGGGAUUUGGGGGGAUUGGGGAAGUCUGGGCAUUAUAAUAUAGUAGUGUAUAGUGUUAUCAUAAGUAGAGCUAUAGCUUAACGGUAUUAUUAUCAAUAUACAUAUUGUAUAUGUCUGCGUUAUUUUAAACGUACGAAACUUGGACUACUUAAUACUAGUAACACAACUAAAUCUUGCAAUAUUACGGUUCGGUAUUGAUUCUGCUCUCCUCUCCCUCUCUCUCUCUCUCUCUCUCUCUCUCUCUCUCCGAUAAACAUAUAAUAUAUAUAUGUCGUAGAAUGGUUAGUUUGUCCAUAGUACAUGUGCGUACAGCUUUGGUGUGGCGACACAUUGUCUAGUAGUUGUAGAAUGCACAGCAGCUGAAAGGGAAAAAGGGACACACUCUGCUGCUGAGCAUGGUCUGAUCGGAGAGCGCGGACUGAAUGCAAGAAACAGAGAUGGCAAUAGACUUUGGAGAAAUGAUGAAAUUAGAAACAACUCUGUGUUACGCAGGUCAGUUUGGAUGCGUCUCUUGCAACGAGCAGAACUUGCUGUGCAAACUUACUGAAAAUAUGGAAUCGUUGGAGGGAUCUCUGUCAUCAGAAGUGGGAUCUGCUUUGCCUACUGAUCGUGCCACCGAUCCGUAUUUGUUGGCGUUGGAGCUGCAAAACCGCAACCUACUGGAAAUCAUCAAAAACAUGCAGACACCAAGGGCACCGCCAACCGAUGGAAAAGCGUCAUAUGUAGCUCUUCCAAAAUUCAAUCCUGACAGUGCUGGAGCAGAUGCUUCCUCUUGGUGUUCAACAGUGGACCUAAUUUUUGCGGAUAACGUGCUCGAGGGUAGCAAUCUGGUGAUCGCCCUAAGCAAGGCACUAGAAGGCGGCGCAUCACAGUGGCUUUCCCAAAUUUGCUUUGCCGGCAUCACUUGGGCGCAGUUCAAGGAGCUGUUUAUACAACGCUUUGUUGGAAUUGAGACUUCUGCCGCCAUGCUGUUAAAUGUUCUGAAUGGUCGACCAAAGCCGGAGGAGGGCUUCGCUGAAUACGGUAGCCGUAUUGUUACGCUACUUAUGUCAAAAUGGAAAGCCAAGGAUUUGGAAGAAAUAGCGGUAUCUGUGACUCUGGCUCACAUGGCGCAAAUAGAUAACAAGUUGACGCACUUGGUUUUUACAAACAACGUAAAAACUCGCAAUGAGCUACAACAACAGUUACACGCACACUCUUUCAAAAAGCGCAGUAUAGAUGACGAUUCAACAGGCUCGGAGCGCAAGAAGUUCAAGUCUCCGACACCGACGGAAUGCAAUUACUGUGGAAAGGGUGGUCAUAAAUACGCCGAAUGCCGUGCUCGCUUGGAAAAGGGUCAGAGCAAAGGCAAAAUCAACAGCGGCAGCAACAUGACUGGACCGAAGGAUUGGUCAAGUGUCAAAUGCUUUAAAUGUGACGAAAUAGGACAUUUUGCAUCCGCUUGUCCAAAAGGCCGUACGUAUGAGAAGCGGGUAGAUAUCUGCACAGUAGCUCCACCGACUGGAAUAAUGAGGGCAUCCGGUGAGUCUAUUCCAUUUUGUUUUGAUUCAGGUGCUGAAUGCUCCUUAGUGGAGGAAAGCGUCAUGGAUAAAUUUAAGGGGAAACAAAAGAAUAAAUAACAUUGUAAAACUUAACGCCGAGGGUACAUACAUAGGUGGUAGGCAUUUUUGCAAAUCGUUUGAGAUUGUCAAAAUAUUAAAUGGAGAUAGAUGUCUGUCCUUAGCAAGUAAGCGAAUUUACAAAUAUUCCCAUGAAUUCUUAAGAGCUUUGCCGAACAAUCAGCUAAUACGCAAAGAUAGAGACGGCAUGAUGGAAAAAGCGUCUGACAAUAAAGAAAGAGAUUCAAAAAGAAAAAAAAAAAAGGGGUGGCAUAAAUUAAUGUAUAGAGAUAUACCGAACAGAAUUUAAUGUUAAAAAGUGUUAAAGGAACUACACUAAAGUUAUUUCAUUGUGUUAAAGGAAUUACACAAAUGUUUAAAAGUGUUAAAGGAACUACACUAAAGUUAUUUCAAUGUGUUAAAGGAAUUACACAAAUGUUUAAAAGUGUUAAAGGAACUACACUAAUGUUAUAUCGUAAGACGUGUAAAAGGAAUUACAAAAUUGUUAAAAUGUGCCAAAGGAAAUGCACAAAGGUUUUAUUUUACAAAAGAGAAUAAUGUUAUUAAAGAAUAACAAAAUGAAUUAAUAAGAUUAUGUUUAAUUGAAGAAAUGUAAUGAAUACAGAAGAUUUGAUAUUUA